AUUUCCGCUUUCUGAACCACAGUAAAAAUUUUCACCCCGCGAAAUUCGGCAAGAUUCCCCUCUUUACCCCGCCAUUUCCUCCAUCUUAACUGUUGCAUCUGUGGUGUCCUGCCCUGGAUAUCUUCCAUAUUCGCCCUCGAGACACAUAAUAUGAUCGCCUCCGGGCAGAUAUGCGCUCUUACUUUGGCUGUGUGACAUGUCGACAGCGCAAGGUUAAAUGUGACGAAGCAAGGCCUGUAUGCGGCCCCUGUGUCAAAGCCUCGCGAAACUGUGUCUUCUCCAACAACUGCAUCUUUCGCCACUCCAGCGUCAACGAUCUUUGCCGCGAUCUGGGGAGCGGUUGGUCUCCGCAAGGGCCUCAGAUAUGGGUCCCGGUUCCCUCGCCCCUCACCUUUGUUCAGGUCAUAGACCCAUUUGCCGACGAAGAAUUGACAUCCUCGGUGGAUGAACGCCAUCCUGAUCACGAACCCCACCUAGUAGUCGCCUCGCCCUCGACAAUCGCUGCUGGAGAAGAGAGUAUAGUGUCGACUCCUGCUCGGAGCCCCGUGCCACCCGAACAAAAUGGAAUCUUGACAGCAGUCUUGAUCCAGCACUUCCAGGCAGCUCCCGGUCAAUGGCUGGACAGCUUCGACUCUAAUGCGUAUUACUCCAUCAAGGUGCCCAUCAUGGCGGCUACGCGGCCGAUGAUGAGAGCGGCUGCCUGUGCCCUGGCCGCCAAACAUUUGCACCGGCUCUGCCAGGGGGAUUCCGUGCGGAUAUCCCAGCUCCCUCACCUGCGCAAAACCCCGCUGCAGUGGACUAUUAGAGCUAUCGAUUGGAAGUACGAAUCCGUGCGGCUCUACGACCAGGCCAUCCACCACCUGAAAGAGGCCAUUGCGCUGGAAAUCCCCGAUGAUCGGCGCGAGGAGAUGUUCGCCGUGGUCGCGAUCCUUUGCAUGUACGAGCUGAGUGAUGCCCCUAGCACCGAAUGGCGGGCUCACCUCAGCGCCCUGCCCUUCCUGUACUGCGGCAGUCCCGAUGCCUGGAGGUCGACAGAGACGCUGCCUGAUUCCCUGCUGCACAUUCCGCGAUCCGUGUUUUGGAGUCUCUACCGGCAGGACUGUCUCUCCGCAUUCAUCAACGAGACCCAAACCCGUCUGGAUCUCUCCGAUCUCAUUCUCUGGCGUAAUUUCGGCCUCAGCAUCUCCUCAUACGGUCACCUCUUGCCCCCGUCGAAACCCACCACCCCCGCCAUCCCCUCCGCCCCCCCUUCCCCUCGUAUCUCCUCCCCAGCCCCCUGGCUCGACGAAGACACGCUCAGCAACGCGCUCAUCUGGCUCACCGGCAAGAUCAUCAAUUACAUCACCAGCGGCGACGGAAUCAACCCGGGCGACUAUGAAAGCCCCCCAGACCAACGACCAUCCUUCGGCACCACGCAAGAGGACCUGCUGAAACGGUGGCAGCGACUCGACUUCGAGCUUCGCGCUUGGCACGACUCCCUGCCGGCCUCCUUCACUCCCUGUGCGCGGACCCGCCUGUCUCUAUCGACGGAUUCCGGACCGAUCGCCCGACGUCCCGCCUCCGAGCACCACGACGCCGAUGACUCCGACGGCAACAACAACACCACCAUUGACGCCAUCGUCUUCACGGUCCCCAUGUGCGCCGUCACCAUC
Aspergillus japonicus CBS 114.51 is the source of this 1652-nucleotide messenger RNA. Its product is annotated as Zn(II)2Cys6 transcription factor domain-containing protein. The transcript has 4 exons. Gene Ontology annotation, cellular component: nucleus. The record is from RefSeq and is a predicted model, not a curated record. Gene Ontology annotation, molecular function: transcription cis-regulatory region binding; DNA-binding transcription factor activity, RNA polymerase II-specific; zinc ion binding. NCBI's taxonomy places the organism in Eukaryota, Fungi, Ascomycota, Eurotiomycetes, Eurotiales, Aspergillaceae. The annotation marks the transcript as partial. Gene Ontology annotation, biological process: positive regulation of transcription by RNA polymerase II.